AUGCCGCGAACACCUCCGCCGGAGGUAAUUGCGUCCUGGCCAGCUCCCAACUUCGUCAACCCGGAAACCCGCGGUCCAGUAAAGGACAUUGUCACCAUUACACUAUGGGUCAUCGUUACCGGCAUCCUUACUCUCAGGAUAUAUACGCGGAGAUACAUCUCUCGAAGAGUCGGCUGGGAUGAUGUCCUCGUCACGGCAUCUUACGUUACGGCCACUGCCUUUCUCAUCGUUGGCAUCAUUGUCGAACAUGGCUAUGGAUGGGCCAAACAUAUCUGGGAUAUCCCCGUAGAUGACGUCGUGACGGGGUUUCAGCUCGCCCUCGUCAGCUUCUCCCUCUUCGACUUCGCAACAACCUUCACCAAACUCUCCGUCCUCGCCCUAGUCUACCGCCUCGCCACCCCCGUCUCCAACCGCAUUCGCAAAUUCGUCAUCUUCCUCAUCGUCCUCAACCUCCUCGGCAUGAUCAGCUACCUCGUCGUGCUCUUCACCCAAUGCCGCCCCAUCUCCGACUACUGGGAAAUUUUCAAGCCCGCCGACGAGCGCAACUGCCUCAACGAGGGCCGCGGCAUCCUCAUCGCCGGAACCUAUAACACCGCCAUGGACUUCAUCCUCGUCAUACUGCCCAUGUUCGUUGUCCUUCGAUCUAAUACCUUGCCCCGGAGGCAAAUGAUGGUUGUUAUGGCGCUGUUCGCCACGGGUUGGGUGGCUUGUCUUGCUGGGAUUGUGAGGACGUAUCUUAUGUUUAUUAUGACGACGUCUGCGGAUUUUGACAUGACGUGGCAUUCGUGGAUCUCUUGGCUUGCGAGUGCCAUUGAGCUAUUUCUUGGAAUCAUUUGUGUUUCCAUUCCCGCCACCAAACCAUUCUUCGUCCGCUACGUCCCUCGCCUCUUUGACUCCAUGUCUCCUCGAUCUAACCUAGAGACUGGAACUACGAAGAACGCCGAGUCGGAGAACGAGGUGCCUAUCGUCUUCGUCAAGGAGAUUCAGACAAGACCUCGUUUGCCUCCAGAUUUGAACAAGCCGUUGCCGCCAUUAGCAAACGGCAUAAGGGACCUAAAAGACAAGCGUCGUGCUGGCUAG
Molecule: messenger RNA, 1080 nt
Organism: Scedosporium apiospermum
Lineage: Eukaryota; Fungi; Ascomycota; Sordariomycetes; Microascales; Microascaceae
Product: Integral membrane protein
Exons: 3
Coding region: 1-1080 (359 amino acids)
Source: RefSeq, a predicted model, not a curated record